AUGUGUCACUUUCGCGUGAGUAGCUGGAAAUGGGUUCACGAAUCCCGCUUCCGUGUAGUUGUUCUUGUAGCAAGAGCGUGUCCGCUUUACAUAGACGAACGUUUCUAUCUGACUCAGCUCUUCUCCACCGUUGGUGGAGCGAUAAGACCAGGUGCUGCUGUGUGUGCAACUCUUGCUUUGCUUUUUUAGAUAAGCUUCUGAGCUCACUGAU
This is a messenger RNA of Chondrus crispus (carragheen), 211 nucleotides long. RefSeq lists its product as hypothetical. The coding region runs from base 1 to 189 and encodes 62 amino acids. Lineage: Eukaryota; Rhodophyta; Florideophyceae; Gigartinales; Gigartinaceae. The record is from RefSeq and is a predicted model, not a curated record. The transcript has 2 exons.